Messenger RNA from Dermacentor andersoni, 4731 nucleotides. It is a transcript of the gene Upf2, whose product is annotated as UPF2 regulator of nonsense mediated mRNA decay. The record is from RefSeq and is a predicted model, not a curated record. Gene Ontology annotation, biological process: nuclear-transcribed mRNA catabolic process, nonsense-mediated decay. NCBI's taxonomy places the organism in Eukaryota, Metazoa, Arthropoda, Arachnida, Ixodida, Ixodidae. Gene Ontology annotation, molecular function: protein binding; RNA binding. Gene Ontology annotation, cellular component: cytoplasm; exon-exon junction complex.
UUCGAAAACAUGGUUGUGUGUUGAUAUGUGAGCAUGAUCGUUUCAGAAUGCGAUAAAGUUUUCCCACCUAAACUGUGGCCAAAUGCGACUUGAGGCGUUCGCGAAAACUUUUGUAAAACAGGUCGGAAUGUGAUCUCACUGUCGACGCGUCGUGACGGCUUAUUGCACCGUAUCGCAGGGUUAAGACGCGCGCAUCUUUUAAUUUUGUGCGUGCCCGUGGACUCUCCGCACUCUCCACGUAGGAGUUUAUUCGGCAAGUGGUAACAGCAUCCCGUCGCGGCAUUUUCACCUUCGGCAUGGUCUACAGCAGCAAACCGAGAGCAGCGCACAGCAGCUGCAUCAAUCGCGUGAGCACCACAUCUUGCAGGAUCGUGUUAGCGUCGUGUGGCUGAGCGCAGUGUGUGGUGUAAACAGUGCGAUCGGUGAGACCUCGUGGCUGCGCGCGUUACUGAUUGUUGUGCACAUUCGGUGCCUCUAACGGAUAAACCAACGCCCACCGAUGGACUCGGAGAAGAAAACGGAAGUCAAAGGCAAGAGCUGGCGCAGAGAACGGGAGGAGAGAGGUCGGCGACUGCAAGCCAGGGCCUUGCAAGCUGAAAAAAAUGACCAGAAAUGUGCGGUUCCGUGCAGCGAUAACGUUCCGCCCGGUGCCGGUGGCGAUGCUAAACAAGAAAAUGAUGCUGUCUCUGCGAAUGACAACUCUGGUGACACGGUUUCGAAACGGGCUGACAGCCUGCCCCCAGAAGAACCAUCAGAAGAAGUGGCUCUCAGCUCAGUUGAAGACAAUGCUGCCGCUGUGGAAGAAAGUGAAAAGGCUCUCCUUGAUGCAUACACGACAGAAGUUCAAGAGAGACUGAACUUCAAAUCAGAACUUCGGAGCAAGAAUUUAACAGCUGCUGGCAAUCGUCCAGAAGAGGCAUUCUUCAGCAGGCUAGACUCGAAUCUGCGAAAAAAUACAGCUUUUGUAAAAAAACUGAAAACUAUCUCGGAAGCUCAGCGGGACUCCCUCCUGAAGGACAUGGCCGGCCUCAAUCUGACCAAGUACAUCAGUGAAGUGGCGGCUGCCAUAGUGGAAGCCAAACUCAAGAUGUCUGACAUCCAGACAGCUGUGAUUGUGUGUUCAUCUUUGCACCAGCGAUAUGCAGAGUUCUCGACACAGUUGCUUGAAAACUGGCUCAAGACACUCCCUCUAAAGAAGGACGACAAGGCUACUAAUCUGAGUAAGAUCAGAGUGGACUUGAGAUUCUUUGCUGAGCUGCUUGCCUGUGGGGUGUUUACUCAAAAGGAAGGUCUACCAGUGCUAAGAAACCUACUUACAUUUCUAACAAGUAGUGACCGUGAAGAGCACAACAACCUAAACAUCCUUAUCAGCUUCUGCAAGCAUUGUGGCGAGGACUUUGCAGGAUUGGUUCCUCGCAGGAUUCGCAUCCUUGCCCAGAAGUACAUUCGUGACGUCCCGAUAAGCGACCUUUUGACCCCAGACAAGCAAAAGAGUCUGCAGAGCAUCUUGCGCGAGUACUACCGUUCGCUUUGCCGGCACCUGCUGCGGGAUCACCAGAAUCUCCGGGGCAUUGAAGCACACAAUCGUCGCGUUCUGCAGACAAAGGGCGAACUCAGCGGUGAGCAGAAGGAAAAAUGUGAAGCUGCUCACCUGGCCUUCCAGAAACUGCUCACAGGAACUCAGCAGUUUGCAGAUGUUUUAGACGAGGAUGUUCCUGACUUGCCACUUGAAGAAAUUGCUACGCUGGAGACUGACGCCGCUACACUUGACAUCCACAAUCGGUUCAAGGGCGGAGAGCUGGACGGAAGCAGCUCGCUGUGGGAAGACGAGGAGUCACGCAGUUUUUAUGAGAAUCUCCCUGAUCUCAAGGCAUUUAUACCUGGGAUCUUGUUCAAGGACAGUGUACAGGCUACCACUAGCACAGUUUCCUCUGUAGAGGAGUCUGCUGAUGUGUCUUUGGAAGAAGAUUUGCAGAAGUUGGAAAUGGAGUGUGCCCUCGAGAUUGAAGAGGAAAGGGAGAACGCUCGCCUGGACAAUGGCUGUAAAAUAGAGGAGAAGGACUUAACUGAGACAUUGCUGCAGGAAAUUGAAGCGCCUGACGAGGAGCCCGCACCUGGCACUGGGCCAGGCACAGCCAACAAGCUUCUCUUGGAUGGCUUUCUGAACUCGUUGCUUCACUGUGUCAGCCGGGAAAUGGUUGAUCAGGCUGCAGAGCAGUUCUGCAUGAGUCUUAACACCAAGCCCAAUCGUAACAAGCUAAUCAAAGCCCUCUUCCUCGUUCCCAGAACAAGGUUGGACCUGCUGCCUUUCUAUGCCCGAUUUGUGGCCACCCUUGCUCCAUGCAUGCCAGAUGUGGCCAAUGACCUUGUCAGCAUGCUGAAACAGGACUUCAAGUUUCAUCUGAAAAAGAAAGACCAAAUAAACAUAGAGUCCAAAGUGAAGACAAUGAGAUUUAUAGGAGAACUCGUGAAAUUCAACAUUUUCCCCAAGUCGGAUGCCCUCUACUGUUUGAAGAACCUGCUCCUGGACUUCAGCCAUCAUUACAUUGAGAUGGCUUGCAACCUCCUUGAGACCUGCGGUCGCUUUCUGUUUCGAUCACCUGAAUCGCAUCAGAGGACAAAAGUUUACUUAGAACAAAUGAUGCGAAAGAAGGCUGUUCAAGCGUUGGAUAGCCGGUACAUUACUAUGAUUGAAAAUGCCUUUUACUACUGCAAUCCCCCUGAAGCACCCAUGUCUGUUCGUGCUGUGCGACCACCACUGCAUGAGUAUAUUCGCAAGCUUCUUUACAAAGACCUCGCAAAGAGCAACACUGAAAAGAUUCUUCGUCAGAUGCGUAAGCUGGACUGGGAAGAUGCUGACGUGUCUGCCUACGCCACCAAGUGUCUGGUGGCCAUCUGGCAUGUCAAGUACUACAACAUUCGGUGUAUGGCCAACUUACUGGCUGGCCUGGUUGCAUAUCACGAAACAGUUGGCCCUCAGGUUGUGGAUGGUGUUCUGGAAGACAUCAGGCUUGGAAUGGAGGUUAAUCAUCCAAAGUACAAUCAGCGAAGAGUGAGCGUCGUGCACUACCUUGGCGAGCUUUACAACUACCGGAUGGUUGAGUCAUCAGUCAUCUUUAAAGUUCUCUACUCCUUCAUCACGUUCGGUGUCAAUGUCAAUGGGUCUCCAAGUGCCUUGGAUCCACCAGACAACCUGUUCCGCAUAAGACUGGUCUGCAUACUGCUUGAGACCUGCGGACAGUACUUCAACACGGGGUCUUCCAAAAAGAAGCUCGAUUGCUUCCUGGUCUUCUUCCAGCAAUAUUAUUGGCAGAAGAAGUCAGCUGACGCAUACGGGGAGGAAAACCUUUUCCCCAUCACAGUAGACUACCUCGUCAAGGACACGCUGCUUCCACUCCGGCCAAAGAUGAAACUGUGCGAGAGUGUUGAAGAGGCUACGGCUGCUGUUGAAGAUCUCAUGUCUGAGCUCAAGCCCAAGCUGUCUGAGUACCUGUCUCCUGUUUCAGUAGAUGGUGAUGAUGGUGAUGGCAACAAAGCCAAAGAGUUGGAAAACCUGAGCCCAAUUCAGGAAGUGGAAGAGGAGCCUGAUGACGAGAACCAUAGUGGUGAAUGCAGUGACCAAGAUGGAGAUGUGGAGGGUGAUGGUGACACAGAUGUCUACAGUGGAAGCCAGAGCCAACCGCUUGAAGAUGAGGUUGGGUCAAGCACGGAGGACGAAGCCGGCAAUUUGGAGGAGGAGCCAGGCAGCUCUCAGCAAGACGUGACAUUGGUCAACCAAAGGCCCCGACGUGCCCCGUGUCCUGAGGACGACGACUUCAUGGCAGCGUUUGACAAGAUGAUGUCGGAAAGCAUACUUCAUCGCAGCCAAGACUCAGUGAAACCACAAGCAGAUAUUGUCAUCCCCAUGAGCCUAAAGGGCACUGGCCAACAGAAAAAAACAUAUAGCAACCUUCUGGAAAAGAAAGGCGAGGAAGACAAGAACACCAUGAACUUUAUUCUGAUGACCCGCAAAGGAAACAAGCCCCAGUUCAAGAGCUUGGAGGUUCCAGUGUCUUCAGAACUUGCACAAAACCUGAAGGACAGGGAGGAGGCUGAGAGAGCAGAGAAGGAACAAGUGAAGAUGCUCACAUUGAACAUCAAUGAAAGGCAAGAGGAAGAAGAUUACCAAGAAAUGCUUGCAGCGCAGCAGAGACCUGUGGUGUUAAACCUGAACCGCGACCGGAGGCACAAAUAUCAACACCCUAAGGGAGCUCCUGACGCGGACCUCAUCUUUGGAAAUAAGAAGCGCUGAGUGAACAUCGAGAGACGACCACUGUUCCCCUCGUCCAAGGCCAUGGAGGCAACAAAGCACAAAUGCAUUGCCACGCCUUCCUGCCGUUCUGAGCCGCUGAAUGAACAGCUGACAUCAAGCUGAUGCCGAGAGGCGGCGGCCAUCAUCGUGCUGAAGGGAAAGCCGUCUGCACAACGGGGGUGCCACUGGCACUGCUAUGUUGCCUGUGUACAUAGUUCCUUCCACCCACUCUCUCUCUUUCAAUAAAAGCCUCUCGCAAGGCAGCGUAAGUGUGAAGGUAUGAACAACGUGUCUCCUUGCGAGCGUCCUUAGAAGAAGUGCUGCAUAGGCCUACCUGCCGACACUCCCGAAUUUUCCAUAAAGUUAACAAAUUUGGGCUCAUUUCAUAAUUUUUGUGUCAAGAUUUACGAAAAAAAAUAAAUUCUGUUUGCAAAAACGUU